Messenger RNA from Exaiptasia diaphana, 1719 nucleotides. RefSeq names its product exosome component 10. Gene Ontology annotation, biological process: nuclear polyadenylation-dependent CUT catabolic process; histone mRNA catabolic process; nuclear polyadenylation-dependent antisense transcript catabolic process. The record is from RefSeq and is a predicted model, not a curated record. Lineage: Eukaryota; Metazoa; Cnidaria; Anthozoa; Actiniaria; Aiptasiidae. The transcript is spliced from 18 exons. Gene Ontology annotation, molecular function: nucleotide binding; 3'-5'-RNA exonuclease activity; nucleic acid binding. The annotation marks the transcript as partial. Gene Ontology annotation, cellular component: nuclear exosome (RNase complex); nucleolus.
UCUAAGCCUCAUGCUUUAAAACCUCUACAGAGUUACAUACCAGAUACUACAGUUCCUGAACAGCUUAGUGUCCCAUCAGCCAUUGCYGACUUCAUACAUCAACAGAGAAUAACCAGCAGUAAUACUACUCACAGGGUCURUCAUCCUUAUGAAUACGAACUACAAGUCUUUGAACCUCUUGAAAAACAGUUGAAAGAAGAAAAAGAAAAGUUGUACAACAACCUUGAAGAGACACCUUGUACUUAUGUAAAAACAAUGGAACAGCUUGAGGAACUCAACGAGACAUUAUCUAAUGUUACUGAAUUUGCAGUGGAUUUAGAGCAUCAUUCAUACCGAACAUUCCAAGGUUUUGUGUGUCUUAUGCAAAUAUCAACAAGAGACCAGGAUUACUUGAUUGACACCUUGGAGCUUCGCAGUGAACUGGGCAUGCUCAAUGAGUCAUUUACAAACCCGGAGAUUCUUAAAGUCCUUCAUGGUGCUGAUAUGGACAUUGGUUGGCUGCAACGAGACUUUGGAAUCUAUGUCGUUAACAUGUUUGAUACAGGACAAGCAUCAAGAGUGCUCAAUUAUGAACGACUAUCACUCAGUUAUCUCUUGAAGAAGUUUUGUGAUGUUUCGGCAAACAAACAGUAUCAACUGGCUGACUGGAGAAUAAGGCCUUUACCAGCGGAAAUGUCUCAAUAYGCUAGGGAAGACACCCACUACUUGCUGUACAUYUAUGACCGUCUAAGGAAUGAGCUUAUUAGGAAUGGUAAUGCCCAGAACAACCUUCUUUUGUCAGUGUAUCAGCGAAGUAAAGACAUUUGUCUUAAGAAAUACGAGAAGCCUUUAUACACCAGUGAGUCAUAUCUUAAYCUUUACACCAAGCAAAGAAGACCACUCAAUCCAUCACAAUUACAAGUGUUCAAAGCUCUCCAUGAAUGGAGGGACACCAUAGCAAGACAAGAGGAUGAAAGCUGUGGCUUUGUCCUACCAAACCACAUGUUGUUCAAUCUUGCUGAGAGUUUACCACGAGAGCCACAAGGUGUGUUGGCAUGUUGUAAUCCAGUCCCUACUCUGGUGAAACAGUAUGUCAGCGAGGUCCAUAUGAUUAUCCAGAAUGCUAAGGACAGUUUGCCAAGUACAAAUUAUGAUAAAGGAGAGUUGACAGCUGCAAUAACUGAACAACUACAACCAACACCAUCUAUGCCUCUUGCUGCAUCAAGGCAGAUAAAUGAAGUGUCAAUGGAUCCAAGCAGUAGACAUCACAUUGCUGGUCAAGAAAAGUGUACAGCAUCAGUCAAACCAUUUGAAGGCUACACACCAAAAGGACCACAAGUCAAAGCUGCAAAACCUGUUAUUAGUCUGUUUGACUACCCAGAGACCAACUCARGCAUUGUAUCAAAGGGACUGGAAAAAGCCAAGAGGAUUCUUGCUGGAUUUACAAAYCCAUUUAAAUCGUUUUGUAAGGUUUUAAAGUCAACUGAAGAUACUGCUGGCCUGUCAACUAAUGAAAACAGACCAGAACAGCCUCAAGCAAAAAUAGAUGAGAUAAACAAAAAUUGGAAGCAAAAAUCAAAUGAUGCAGCCAAACCAAGCACUUCAAAAGACAAAAGUUCUGCCUCUGAAAGUGAAGAUGAAGAUGAUCAAGAACACACUACCCCCCUUAGACAUCAGGUUGGUUACCCCUCCCCACUCCCCUUAGACAUCAGGUUGGUUACCCCUCCCCACUCCCCUUAG